AUGGGCGCAGAGGUGACGUUGGCCCAGCCCGAGGUGGUGGCUCCAGAUCGGGUGAUGCCCGACACCGACCUGACCCUGAUGGGGGUGGGUGGGACCCCAUUCAAGGUGUCUGUGGAGGCAGCCCACAUCUGGAUCUCCAUCCCCUUCAGCACCAUGUACACCAUAGCCAUCUUGGGGAACUUCACCAUCCUGUUCAUUGUGAAGAGGGAGCCGAGCCUCCAUGUGCCUAUGUACUAUUUCCUCUGCAUGCUGGGCGUCAUGAUGGAGUCUGGGAUCCUUGUGGCCAUGGCUUUUGAUCGCUACGUGACCAUCUGCAAUCCCCUGAGACAUUCCACCAUCCUGACAAACCCCUUUGUGGCCAAGAUUGGCCUGGCCGUGGUGCUGCGCGGCGGAAUGGUCUCACUGCCCUAUCCCUUCCUGGUGAGGCAGUGGCCAUAUUGCACAACCAACAUCAUCCCCCAGCCGUUCUGCACACAUAAAGCCGUGGUCAAGCUGGCCUGCGCUGACACCCACGUCAAUAGUUACUAUGGCUUCUUUGUGCUUUUCUGUGUGUUUGCCUCUUACUUCCCAGGGCUCUUCAUCUCCCUCAUGUACUGGUCUGGCCCGAAUGUGCCUGGGCAUAUCCACGUUCUCAUUGCCAACUUGUACAUCUUUAUGCUCCCCACGCUAAACCCCAUAAUCUACGGGGUGAGGACCAAACAGAUCCAGGACAGGCUGCUCCGGCUCUUUACUCAUAAAGGGGCCUAA
Messenger RNA from Malaclemys terrapin pileata, 747 nucleotides. RefSeq names its product olfactory receptor 52P1-like. Bases 1 to 747 code for a protein of 248 amino acids. Gene Ontology annotation, molecular function: olfactory receptor activity. The transcript has 4 exons. Gene Ontology annotation, cellular component: membrane. NCBI's taxonomy places the organism in Eukaryota, Metazoa, Chordata, Testudines, Emydidae. The record is from RefSeq and is a predicted model, not a curated record. Gene Ontology annotation, biological process: G protein-coupled receptor signaling pathway.